Messenger RNA from Paramecium octaurelia, 890 nucleotides. The record is from the annotation of a GenBank genome assembly. Lineage: Eukaryota; Ciliophora; Oligohymenophorea; Peniculida; Parameciidae.
AUGUACUCAAGUUAUCAGAUAGUGAUUGAAAACGAACCUGAAUGUGUGAAUUUGUAAGACAUCCCCAUACUGUAUGUGAACUCAAUAGCAUUGCAAUUUAAGGAUGAAUAGAUGACGGAGUUUAAAGUCAUCGAAUUUGCAUUGAUAAUACUCUCAAUGUUGAUUAGUAUGAUUUGUGGUGCACGUUACUUGAUGUGAGCAUGAAAUUAGUUAAUGUUAGUGUGUCGAUGACUUACAUGUGUUAGACAACAAUCAGCAUAUUGGCACUCCUAUCAUUGAUGUUAAUGAUAUUGCCUUCAAUCACUCUAUGUUCUAAGACUUUCAAGAUGAGUUUGCAUAUGUAGAGAAUAGCACAAUUGUUAUAUUUAUCAUUAUUGAUCAUGGGAUCUGUAAUAUUUUUUUUUUUCAAACUCAAACUUAUCAAGAAUGUAGACUGUAAGGGAAGGUAAUAGUGGAGGAAGUAGGAACACUGCCAUUCCUAUUGGAAAUUCUUUGUUGUCUGAUGAAUCUAACUUACGUAAGUUACUUGCAUUAUGUCACAGUGCAAUAUUGCAAUAAGGAGUAACCAAUCAGAAUGCAGAUAGUGCAGAAGAUUAUGAACACAAUAGUACCAAUAAUUUGAUAUUAUAUUAUAAUUUAUAAACAUGGGAUGCGUAAUUACAAACGAGAAAGUUGCUCUCUAGAAAACCAUGAUGAUGGAGUCCACAUUCAACAAGGAACAACGAGAGAAGGAGUAGCGGAUCAAAGCACAUCUUAUUUUAGACGAAUACCGUCAAACCAAAACAAUUAGAAAGUAAAUCAAAUUGCAAUCGGACGUCAAGGAUGCUUUACUAGAGUAACUCACAAGGAAUAAAACAGUAACUCCUCAAAAGUCCUCGAUUGCCAAUUGA